GCCACUGCCACUGCUCCAGAAAGUACACCGGGCGGGAUCACUGCAGCCGUGCUGGGACUUCUCACUGACUUGGCUAACUGACCACAACAGAAGGGCCAGAAACAAAAAAGAAGAACAAGAAGAGGAAGAAGAAGAAGAAGAAGAAGAAGAAGAAGAAGAAGAAGAAGAAGAAGAAAAGAACAAAACAAAACAAAACAAAAUGUCUGCCCAUUUUAUCAGAGGACCAAGCUUUGGACUGUCAGCUGAGGUCAAGAGCAAGCUUGCAGGGAAGUACGACCCGGUGAAGGAGCAGCAGCUGCGCGUCUGGAUCCAGGAAACGACGGGGCGUCGCAUCGGAGACAACUUCAUGGACAGCCUGAAGAACGGAGUCAUCCUGUGCGAUUUAAUCAACAAGCUGCAGCCUGGGUCAGUGAAGAAGAUAAACGAGUCCACCCAGAACUGGCAUCAGCUGGAGAACAUUGGUAACUUUGUCCGAGCCAUCACCGCUUAUGGAAUCAGACCCCACGACAUAUUUGAGGCCAACGACCUCUUUGAGAACACUAAUCACACACAGGUCCAGUCUACACUCAUCGCCCUGGCAGGAGUGGCCAAGACCAAGGGUGCCACCAAAUAUGACAUUGGAGUGAAGUAUGCUGACAAGCAGCAGCGGAAAUUUGCUCCGGAGAAGAUGAGGGAAGGACGGAACGUGAUCGGCCUGCAGAUGGGCACCAACAAAUUAGCCAGUCAAAAGGGCAUGACCUCCUACGGGACGAGGCGGCACCUCUACGACCCCAAGAAUGAGAUGGACAAGCCCCUGGACCAGUCCACCAUCAGCCUUCAGAUGGGCACCAACAAAGGAGCCAGCCAGGCCGGCAUGACCGCGGCGGGCACCAAGCGGCAGGUGUUCGACCCGAAGAUGAACCUGCAGGACUGCGACACGACGACCGUGUCCCUGCAGAUGGGCACCAACAAGGCGGCGUCCCAGCGGGGCAUGACGCCCAUGGGUCUGCCGCGCCAGGUCUACGACAGCAACUACUGCAGCAACGUGGAGGACCUGUACGAGGACAACUACAUCGACGGAUACACCGAGUGAUGACCCGGCAGAGGAGGAGGAGGAGGAGGAGGAGAGGCGCAUUAUAAUGGGCACGUUUGUGGUACCGCAUGCUGCGCAAAGCUGCGUGCAGCACAUGUACACUACUAGCGAAAUAAAUUAAAAUGCAUUCAUGUUAGAAAUUUCUCAAAGCAGUAUGCAUUAGGAUUGGGCAAGUGUGCUUGUGUGCUGCACAACUUUGCCCCAGAAUGCAUUGUAAUUUCACAGUGCAAGACGUGCAACUUUGUUCAGCGUGCAGCAUCAUGAAUGUGGCCAUUGGCGUCUAUCGGAGGUGUUAGUACUGACUUCAGAAAAAAAAUGAUAUAAUGUCAAUAAUAAUAAUAACAACAAUAAUAAAAAAUCUACCACGUAUUUGAUUUUAUUGUUCUUAAUUGUGAACAAAGCAAAGUGUUAUUGGCUGGAAAAGCACAAGAAAACCCCUCCACAAAAAAUGUGACACAUUAUAAACGCAACAAGCCCCUUUUCAUAGGUAGUGCAGCAAUGCUACAACUACUUUUAAGUGAAGUCAAGAUUGACAUCUCUAGUCUGAUCCACUUGCAGUAAACCAGAAAAAGUUAGAAAAAAACUGAAAAGUGAAGAAAAGGAAAGUAAAAAAAAGGAGAACAAAAAAUGCACACGCAGACUGUGGCAGUCAUUAUUGUCUACUAUGAUCCUGGCAUGAGCUCCUUGGGGACUAUUCAUGAAGGCAGGUGUAGUCACCUAUGCCUCUUUUCCACUGCCAGUUUUCUGGUAGGCCUACAACUAAGCGUGGCUCGGCCGCCACUUUUUGCUUUGCGCAACACAGCUCAAUCGUAAAGCAAAAAGUGGCGACCGACUCGCGCUUUGUCGGGCUGUAGGCCUACCUGAAAACCGGCAGUGGAAAAGAGGCAUUAGCUGGGUAGGCAAACUCAAAGCCAAAGACAGCCCAACUGCAGGAACGAACCGUCAAAAGCUACAAGAAGCUGGUUUUGUUGCUUCUGUCGCCUGCUCAUCAAUGCAAAGUCAUUCAUUUCCAGUGCCUUUGUAGCCUUAGUCGCUUUUGAUAUGUUUGUGCAGUGAAGUCAUGUCUCUUCUGGUCGAGCAUUGGACCUAUGUGUUAGUUAGAGCUGGGUCAUUGAUGUUUUUGGGGCACAGUAAAUGUCGUGGUGUUAAUUCAACACUGAAAGAGUUCAUUUGAGUCCAAAUUAUGUCAAAUCAACUCUCUAAAUGUUAAAUGAGCACUGCAGAAUUUACUGUGGGGGCUCAGACGUCAGGUGGUACAAGACGUCAGGUGGUCAGGUGGUACCCAUUAAUUAAUUAGUAAUUGGCAAUUACUGUUCGAGCAAUGAAUAUGCUUCUUAGAUUAUCCACUAAAACCAAAAACGAUCAUAUAAUCCAGGGGUUCCCAACCUCUUCCAACUUGGGGCACACUGUCUAGACAUUUUCACAAAUGUUCGGGGCCCACUCCACUAAACAAUAACUUGAUGAUUUCAAGGCCCACUUGGAAUACCUUCAGGGCCCACCAGUGUGCCGCGGCCCACAGUUUGAGAAUCACUGAAGUAAUCCAUACAAUAAGUGACAUUAGCUAAAUUGCUUGCACCACCCUGAUGAGUGCCUCUCCUAAAACGUCCUUGACCCAGCUGGCUCACCUCACUGUCACUGUCAAUCAGUUGGCCUCAUUCCUGGAGUAACCUCCUCCGUUCGUGUUGGUUUGUGUUCGGCUAGCUAUAGCGUUGGAACUGCUUGGGACAUGCACCACUUGAUCUCUCACUACUGAGCUUAGAGAAGCAGCGUGUGUAGUAGAAUGUAGUUUAGCUUUAGACAAAUUACUGGUAGCUUUCUAGCCAAUAGUUUGGAGGUUUUUUUUUAUUUUUUAUUAUUCAUCAGAACUAGCUUCGUUUAGCUUAUUACUUAUUUGACCACCAUAAGCUGAGGCCAAAACUAGCUCGAGUGGCAUUUCUAAAUUAGAUAUUGUAUAGUUGACAACCCUUCUGGAGAUUUUACCUUCCUAAGGGUAUUAUGCCAAUCACUGUUUGGUGCAUCUGUGAAAGAAAUAUUAGUAUUCAACAAAGAAAAAAACUUUUUUUAAAAAUCAAAAAGUAAUGAAAUACAAAUAAACAAGUUGUGAAAGUGUUCUUUGACGUCACCGUGUAUUAUAAAUCUGUGUCAUUGGAACACGAGUGGUAUUUUCCAUGCCCGUAACACCCCCAGAAAUGUAAACAUACAACAUACAUUGUUUUCAAAUGUAAACAUACCAUUGAUUAACAAAUCACAAGAAUAAACCGUACUGCUCACCAUUCAAUUUUAUAUCAAUGAGCUGAUGUCUUCUUUUGGUUAAGUUAUGUACAGUAAGGACCUCUAGUGGUGAACUUAUGUUACUACCUUGACAGUGCAAGAACAGUACAUAGUGGGGAAGCUUCUUUUCUCAAACAUGAUUUGAUAUUUGAUAAUUUGGGCUAAACAACAGGACUUUUUUUGUUAUGAGCGUCUGAGCAUUGCCGUCAUGGCUUAUUUCACAUUUGUAUUUUCUGUUUGUGAAACAGAGUUCUAUGAAACAGACACUGAUCAAGACCUUCUUGAUCACACAUUGUCUUUCCUUGAAUUCUUUUUGUAUGAAAAGAAUAAACAACAUACCUUGCUUGAGAAAUGUGAAUCACAUUUAAUCAUCAACACUUUAUUUGCCAUGAAAAACGUCAAUGAACGCAUUUCAGCUCAACAAUAACAAUUGAAAGCAUGGCAUCAGCAACUCCAUAAUGCCAUGCAACUUGCAUAGAACUGCCAAUCGAGGCAUUUCACUUGAAAACACUAGACAGUGUUCCCUCUGUGUAACAUGCAUUACUGUAUUUUUUUUUUGUGAAGUAAUACAUUGCUUUAAAAAAUAAAAUAUGCCGCUAUUUUGCUUUCAAUUUAUUUCUCUUU
Molecule: messenger RNA, 3967 nt
Organism: Engraulis encrasicolus (European anchovy)
Lineage: Eukaryota; Metazoa; Chordata; Actinopteri; Clupeiformes; Engraulidae
Product: calponin-1-like
Exons: 7
Coding region: 200-1072 (290 amino acids)
Biological process (GO): actomyosin structure organization; actin filament organization
Cellular component (GO): actin cytoskeleton
Molecular function (GO): actin filament binding
Source: RefSeq, a predicted model, not a curated record